Molecule: messenger RNA, 342 nt
Organism: Plasmopara halstedii
Lineage: Eukaryota; Oomycota; Peronosporomycetes; Peronosporales; Peronosporaceae
Exons: 3
Coding region: 1-342 (113 amino acids)
Source: RefSeq, a predicted model, not a curated record
AUGCGGAAUGCUGUGACUAUUAACAAAUUUAUCUACGGCAUCGACACUCUCCAAACGUCUCAACGUGCGACCGAUGCGGAGAAGAGUCUUUUCAAACAUGCUCGCAAUUCUGCACCACUGGAUCCUCUAGCUCACAGCACCCGAAGCUAUUCGAAACAGAAUCGCUACUUUAGAUCAUAUUUAAGGCUUAAAUCCAACCAGAGUCCACUCGUUAUUGCAAAGCAUAUUGCUCCGCAUUGUGCUGUUUUUCAACUUGAUUAUACAGAGGGUGCGCCAGAAUGUAUGUUUCAAUGGCUUCAAAGAAACAUUGCUCAAGUUUUAUUGAAAGAAACCCCUAUGUGA